GCUUCCCUUCCGGUGCAGGAGUACCUGUUUAUGCCAUUCGACCAGGCUCACAAGCAGUAUGAGACAGCCAGGCACCUGCCGCCUCCCCUCUAUGUCCUCUUUGUUCAGGCCACUGCGUAUGGGCAGGCUUGUGCUCAUAUGAAAUCCUCCCAGCCCCCUAGACAGGAUAAGACGUUAUCUGUGGCAAUCGAAGGGAGUGUGGACGAAGCCAAGGCUCUUUUCAAGCCUCCAGACGACUCCCAAGAUGAUGAGAGUGACUCGGAUGCCGAGGAGGAGCAGACCACGAAACGCCGGAGACCCACGCUGGGGGUUCAGUUGGACGACAAACGCAAAGAGAUGCUGAAGAGGCACCCACUGUCUGUCAUGCUCGACCUGAAGUGCAAAGAUGACAGCGUGCUUCACCUGACUUUCUACUACCUCAUGAACCUCAACAUCAUGACAGUAAAAGCCAAAGUGACAACUGCCACGGAGCUGAUCACCCCCAUCAGUGCAGGGUACUGGGCAGGCGCUCUGGGCAGUGACAUACGGGAUGGGGAGGUGGUGAGAGCCUCAUUGCGGGGCUGCUCUCGGUUCCUCCCUCUGGCUCUGGAGAGGUCCACGGCUGUGUUGUCUUGUAUCCAGAUGGACCAGAAGUCCUGGCGCAUUGCUGGUAUCUUAGAAAGCAUUCUUUAAUUUGUGAAGUCCUCUUGCUACACAGAAGAUGAUAGAAGUGACAACAGCAUAUUUGCAAAUUGAGUAGGUGGGGCAGAGCACCAGCUUUUUGCUACCAGUAAAAAGUGUGUGAAUGAGAUUUGGUAGAGAUUAUCAGGUUGACAAAUUUAGGCCACUCUUUCCCUUUACUCUUUCUAUCCCAAGGUGCUGGGAUUUUUGCUCCCCAGCGCAGCCCAAGCCCAUGUCCUUAUCUGGGUGGUGGGAGGACUGUGGCGGGUCCCUGUGAGAGUUUUGAGAAGAGUGAGCAGAGGCACAGUAAUGACAGCCAUCAUCGCCUCCCCAGGAAAGCCCUGAUUACAGUGUUCUUUUUUUUUAUUUAUAUUUUUGUUGAUACACAGUCUCACUAUGUUGCC
This is a messenger RNA of Piliocolobus tephrosceles (Ugandan red Colobus), 1064 nucleotides long. RefSeq names its product THO complex subunit 5 homolog. The record is from RefSeq and is a predicted model, not a curated record. Gene Ontology annotation, cellular component: THO complex part of transcription export complex. Gene Ontology annotation, biological process: mRNA export from nucleus. The annotation marks the transcript as partial. Gene Ontology annotation, molecular function: mRNA binding. The transcript has 6 exons. Lineage: Eukaryota; Metazoa; Chordata; Mammalia; Primates; Cercopithecidae.